Molecule: messenger RNA, 2418 nt
Organism: Cucurbitaria berberidis CBS 394.84
Lineage: Eukaryota; Fungi; Ascomycota; Dothideomycetes; Pleosporales; Cucurbitariaceae
Exons: 2
Coding region: 1-2418 (805 amino acids)
Source: RefSeq, a predicted model, not a curated record
AUGUCGAUACUAGCAUUCAUCAAGAACAGCUUCGGCAAGCGCUCGCGCGACCCCGACAAAGAGCCGCAGGACGAACCUGCUCCAAUCCAUGUUACAGUCACUGCGGAUUCAUACGUCCUAGCACCGCGUCGCCGCUCUGUACGUCUGAUGAAACAGGCAGUCCUCAGAAAUACCACUAAUCAGGAGCCCCAGUCACCGCCUGGAAGAUUUCCUGGAACGGACAACUACGCCCCCAAGGGUGUGACCACGACUUCCGACGAGCGCAAGAAGGUGAAGCCUGCGUCAAAGGCUGUCCGAGGUCUCACUUCAGGCAUUGUGAUCACGUCGACCGAAAACACUUCUGCGCCUACCCCGCCCGAGACAAACUCGAGUUCCAAGCUUAGCCCGAUUGCACUCACUACACGGGAUGCGGCACAAGAUAUACGACUUUCUGGAAGACGACGAGUUGCGAUUCCGUCAACAAGAGACGUCAAAACCAAGGCAAAGAUCGAGACGGCUACACACCAGCCUUUUCUAGACCGCCGUCAAAGCUAUCCGAAUCAUCCAAACACGCCAACCAUGAACACUGGCGAACGCCGUGCCCGAAAGAACGCUCAACGUGGCGCUGUCCGCCAGCAGUUCUCCACUCCAACACUUUCAUGUACUAUGCCACUGAAAGAUCUACUUGCAGAUCCAAAUUCUCCGAUUGCAAAGGCACACAAGGCCCUGAAACAAGCACAUGUAAAGCGAAUCAGUAUCGACGAGGAAGUUGCACGCCUACGUAGGUCGCCAAGGAACAAUGUCUUUUCUCGAUGUCAGCCCAAUGAGCAAGAGAAACUAGCCAUGAAGCCGAAAGCACGCAUUGGACUGGCGGCUGAUACCUCGACAUUAGUGGAGAGUGGGCCAAACAUUGAGGUUAUCGCCCUAGGCGGCCGUGACAGUACCGAGAGCAAAGACAACCCUUCCCUCUCUCAACCCAGCAGUGAUGUAGAACACCAAUCCGCCUCUUCGGUGUCGCCCAACGAAGGCAGCGACGGGAAUUCAACCACCACCCCGUACUCCUCCACUAGGAGUAGUCCCUCCCGUAUCAAUCAAGACGUAGCAAGUGCCAUGACCGAGAUGUCUACCCACUUCGCUACACAAAAUCAGGCACUUUCUAAGAACUUGGCGCAGGUGUCUGAGGCCCUUGCGCUCACAAAUGCUAAGAAUCUGGAGGCUCAACGAUUGAUCACGCAGCUCGCCACCCGACCGCCAUCAUCCCCAGCACAGUCUCAGCCACUCAUCGACCCGGCGGCGCUCGAACAGGCCAUCGAGCGCAAGGUCGAUGAACACUACGAAUCAAAGUUGAGUGGGCUAUGGGCGUCGCAAAAACAGCGGCUGGUCCGCUCUACUCCUCUUCAACGGGACUACUUUGACCCACGGAGCGCGCUUCGCAAGAAUCGAGCAGUUCUGCCAGUGGAGAAGACUCGCUCCAUCCUAGAGGCGCAUGAGGUGCAGUAUCGCUAUGAAAUCGAGGAGUGUCCACUUCAAAAGUUACUAGGACUUCCAAGAGUUGCGAAACAGGAGUCAUCGUUCUAUGCCUCGAUGAAGAACAGCAAGGAGGACUAUCCUACCAUCGCCGCGCCGUCGGUAUUCGACCGUCCAGUGACGCCGAUGGGAAACGGCUGGGCAGACUUCCAGACCUCAGUCUCCGCACGUCGGCCCUCUCAAGAUAUGGAGCUUGAGGGUACCGGUGCACCUGCACUUCUCCACACCUGGAAACCAAACCAGGGCAUUGUGUUCAGCCAGCCUGUGCACUUACCAGAUAAAACCCAACAGCCACUCUUUGGAGCGCCAUGGCCGCGAUCCACUGCUCCGCCAAUCAACCACGCCCAGCAGGCCGCUCUAGACGCCAAUCUCGAUGAGGUUCUCAGGAGAGAACCUAGGAAUGCCGGUAUACAAGACUUCACGAACCCUCAGCAACAGAAUGAGCUACCCAAAAUCUCACAUGGUACUUAUCUUGCGGCAUUCGACCGGUUCCUUAGAGACAACCCAAGAGAAUCACCUUGGCCUAAUUCCGAUAUUUCUCAGCAAUUGGGUUUCGAUGAUUCUCUAGAGGAGGAAGCAAGAAACCCACCUUGGCGUGGCUACAGCAACAAUGGCGCUCCUCGCAAUAACCAUUACGACACGGCACCUCCUCGUAACAACUAUUUUGCCCCCGGCCCUACUCUCAGCAAUCACUAUAACAGUGGGGUACCCAGGGGUAUGAGCGGAAGCCAGAAUGGUGGAGGAUUUGGCAAUAGAGGAUUUGGAAACGGAUAUCAGAUGGAUGGAUCUGCAUCACCGACGCAGGAUACUAUUACGGAACAGCAUCAGCAACAAACACCUCGAAGUGUAAUAGACGGGGACAGAACUUUCCACGUUCUUACUGAUGAGGAUUUGGUAGAAGAGAUGCUCUGA